AUGCGUAAAAAUCUUCGCGCCGGUAGACUGCGUCUGCUCCCGGCUAUUACGCCUAGAGUACAGACGUGCGCACUCGACGGAUUUUCGUUUUCACCGCACGCAUCGAGCAGAGACGUUGCAUUAAGUUUUUUCCAAGAACUUGAUGAUAAUCAAGAUCAGAUCAGUCUAGAUAUUCAGCAGGCCUUUGGUGAUGAUGCCAUGGAUAAAACUCAUAUCAUGGAGUGGUACAACCGUUUCAAACAUGGCCACACCUCAGUGGAGAGCGAGGCGCUCUCAGAAGCCAUCCGCAAGCCGAAACUAGGCAGGAGCCGAUUGGAGAAGGAUCGGCGAAUAUUCACGAAAGGCCUCCGUGUAGCAAUCCAAGAAAUUGCUCACAAAAUGGGAAUAAGCACAAGAUCAAUGCAUUGCAUUUUAACGAAGGAUUUGUGCAUGCGGAGAGUAUCGGCGAAAUUGAUCCGCAAGGUCCUGGCGGAGCAGCAGAAGUAA
Messenger RNA from Octopus sinensis (East Asian common octopus), 486 nucleotides. RefSeq names its product protein GVQW3-like. The coding region runs from base 1 to 486 and encodes 161 amino acids. Lineage: Eukaryota; Metazoa; Mollusca; Cephalopoda; Octopoda; Octopodidae. The transcript has a single exon. The record is from RefSeq and is a predicted model, not a curated record.